Molecule: messenger RNA, 2257 nt
Organism: Parathielavia appendiculata
Lineage: Eukaryota; Fungi; Ascomycota; Sordariomycetes; Sordariales; Chaetomiaceae
Product: sorting nexin-41
Exons: 5
Coding region: 382-2226 (614 amino acids)
Biological process (GO): retrograde transport, endosome to Golgi
Molecular function (GO): phosphatidylinositol binding
Source: RefSeq, a predicted model, not a curated record
AGCUCCGACCCACUCAGCAACGCCAACUACAUCCCCGGGGCAAGCGUCACCCUCAGCCUUCGCAACAUCUGAGCGUCUCUCAACUGGUCGUGCAAACCUUAGAUGCGCCUACAUUAGAAGCGGCAUUUUUGAGUAUUCCCGCCGGUCAUUGCACAGACGGCGCACAUUCACAAGCAGCAUCCGACCCGGCGCAGCUACAACCCCGCGGUCCCUGGCUUUCCCGCACCAUCCCGCGAAACUUAAGAGGCAGGAGACCUGAGCAGCGCAGCACUGUUUGUUGCCAUUGCGCGCGCUUGCGCAUUCCUGCUUUCAUCCCACCCAUGCUUGCGUAUAGCUUUUCACCUCAUCUUUGUCAUAAUCGCACUUAAGACACCCGGCACGAUGUGGAAUGAUGAAGACAACAACCCGUACGGCGGGAGCUUUGAGCGCAGAGACUCCUUUGCGUCCUCAGCCAACCCUUCCUCGCCUGUUACCCACGACUACGCUCAAUACGACGCUCCAAGCACACCCUCUAGUACAGGAGAUGAAGCUCCUCCCCGACACGAGUCAACAGAUGUCGACAGCGAAGAGGACGGGAGCACCCGCUCCCAGGGCGAACUGGUGCCACGAACCAAGCCUGGCGGAUAUGACAGCCGCGUCGAGCAAAUGCUUUACGAGAACCCACAACUGCCCAUCCUGAUUACCGAUGCGGGAAAGAGCACAGAAAGUGGGAGAUAUAUCGUCUACACAAUCAAGACCGGAGAGCUUAUAGUCCGUCGCCGUUACUCAGAGUUCGCGUCGUUGCGAGAUGCUCUUACAAGGCUACACCCGACCCUCAUCAUACCUCCCAUUCCAGAGAAGCACACCAUGGCUGAUUAUGCCGCCAACCCUACCAAUGCAAAGCAAGACCAGCAAAUAAUCGACCUCCGGAAACGCAUGCUGGCCGUCUUCCUCAACCGGUGCCGGAGGAUGGAGCAGGUCCGCACAGAUGGCGUGUGGUGGCGGUUUCUGGACCCCAACUCCAGCUGGAAUGAAGUACUACACUCUCACCCAAUAGCAUCAAUUCCCAAAUCAAUCAUGAAGGCGCCGCCGCUGGAUCCGGCGAACCCAACUCCGGGUCACGAGUUUCUACCUUUACCAGCCAAUUCUGCAAAGCUUAGGUCGAUCCCUGCGGCACCAGCGCCCGAGAGCUCAGCGGGCGCACAGGUGUUCGCUCGCUUUCCACCGGACAGUCACAAUCUCAGCGAGCAGGAGCUUGACCCUUACUUUACCGCGUUCGAGACGUCAGUCAGGGAACUUGAAUCGCUACUCAUGGGCUCGAUGGAAAAGGUGAACCGGCGGACACUUACCCAUUUGUCCUCGUUGGCCUCGGACCUGUCGGAGUUGGGCGCUAGAUAUAAUGCCUUUGCACUCUCAGAGCCCAUCGCGUCGCUCUCGCCCGCCAUCGAGAGGAUAGGGCAGGCAGCCGAUUCUUCCUACAUCGCCACCGAGGAGUUGUCCAGCUCACUGGGUGCAAGCUUCGCCGAGCCCAUGCGCGAGAACGCGCAGUUUGCAGGCGUCAUUCGGAGCAUAUUGCGGUACAGGGUUUUAAAGAGGGUGCAGCAAGACAUGACAGAAGACGAACUCAACAAGAAGAAACUGCUGCUUGACCAGCUAGAGCGGAGCGAGGCGGAGGCCAGGCGAAUCGAGCAAUAUCUCAGUGGCAGCCAGCAGAUCCAGCCUCCGAGGAGAUCAACAAGCACGAGGGACCCGAACACACAUCGUCGCGAUGGCAGUAACAAAGACACAGCUUCGAUCGACUCGGACUUCCCCCCCACGCACGGUGACCUCUCAUCGGCACCCUCCGCUAACGUCGGGGCGCCCGAGAGGGCAGCGGCUCCCAGCCAUAGAAAGGCGCCGAGCGCAACGUCCUUAACGACCAAGAUCUUUGGCCCGCUCCGCCAUGCAGUCCAGGGGGUGGUGGACGCUGAUCCGGAGAAGACGCGCCGUGACACCAUCACCAGGACCCGCGAAUCGAUUGCGCAGCUCGAGCAGGCCAAGGUCGCGUCGGCACAGGAUGUCAAGGACGCGAGCGCAAGCAUCCUCAAGGACCUCAAGCGGUUCCAGCGAGAGAAGGAGGAUGACCUGAAACGGUACAUGCUUGCGUAUGCCAAGAGCCAGAUCGAGUGGGCAAAGAAGAACAAGGAGACAUGGGAGGAAGCGAAGGCCGAGGUUGAGAAGAUUGACGAGUCGCAGUCUACGUCGUAGGUGGAUGAUUGCCUGCCUCGGCCAGCCAAGG